Messenger RNA from Carassius auratus (goldfish), 722 nucleotides. RefSeq names its product antimicrobial peptide NK-lysin-like. The transcript has 4 exons. The coding region runs from base 80 to 460 and encodes 126 amino acids. Gene Ontology annotation, biological process: defense response to bacterium; lipid metabolic process. The record is from RefSeq and is a predicted model, not a curated record. Lineage: Eukaryota; Metazoa; Chordata; Actinopteri; Cypriniformes; Cyprinidae.
AAGAGUGUCAUCAAAGACCUUCAGCCAACAAGAGGAGAGUUUUCAGUCUCAUUGUGUUCGGACUCUUUUGCCAAACAAGAUGCUGCGGAGAAUCAUCCUGAUUACCCUGCUGAUAUCCUCAGUUUGUGCCCUUCACUGGGAAAUGCACAAAGAAGCUUCCAUUGGAAAUGGAUUUGAAGAAAGCUCUGGUGAGAUAGAAACAGAACAACUCCCUGGAAAGUGCUGGGCUUGCAAGUGGGUGAUGAAGAAACUGAAAAAACAGCUCUCCAAUGGAGCCACUCCGGACGACAUAAAAAAUAAGCUGGGGACGAUCUGUGAUGAGAUUGGAUUCCUUAAGUCAGUGUGUAGGAAGUUAGUGAACCAGUUCACGGACAUUCUGGUUGAAGAACUUUCAACCACUGAUGAUGCCGGAACCAUCUGUGCUAAUAUUGGUGUUUGCAAGAAACAGGCAUGGAGUUAAUGAGUUUAUAAAAGUUUAAAAAUCAUAUUUGAUAAAUAAAAAAAAAAUGCAUAAGGCUUUUUUGUUUUUUUGUUUGUUUCCGAAAGGCUUCCCCCCCUGAGUUACUAUUGUUCUAAACCCAGUUUGUAACCCCGGGUAUGGAACGUUUCACAGUUCUAAUUUAGAAGCAUGGUACACUCAACUAAAAAACAAAAAAUAAAUGUGUUAAAGAAACUUUAAUGUUGUGUGACAUGAUACUUUUACAAAUAAAGGAUGAUUCAAU